Molecule: messenger RNA, 1576 nt
Organism: Amphiprion ocellaris (clown anemonefish)
Lineage: Eukaryota; Metazoa; Chordata; Actinopteri; Pomacentridae
Gene: gdpd1
Product: glycerophosphodiester phosphodiesterase domain containing 1
Exons: 11
Coding region: 179-1132 (317 amino acids)
Biological process (GO): glycerophospholipid catabolic process; N-acylethanolamine metabolic process
Cellular component (GO): endoplasmic reticulum membrane
Molecular function (GO): phosphatidylcholine lysophospholipase A1 activity; phosphoric diester hydrolase activity
Source: RefSeq, a predicted model, not a curated record
GGUCGGUUGGUUGCAGCUGUUUGCUGCAGAGCUCAGAGCUGCUGUGGACGAGAGGCCAGUUCAUCACUGUUUUUCUACACUGAGUGGCUCUCUGUACGCUUUCCUGGACAACAAUAACAGUCGACACAAACAGAAAGAACAAACAAACUAAUUUGAUGACAAAGGUGACUGAUACGAGAUGUGUGCUGCCGUCUAUGUCCUGUCAACGGUAACGGGCUACGUGCUCACCUCUGCCCUGCUGCUAAAAUGUCCAAAUCUCUUGCACCGGAGGAAGCGAGAAACAUUCCGCAGCAGGCACAUUUCGCAUCGUGGAGGGGCAGGUGAAAACCUGGAAAACACCAUGGCAGCUUUCAAACAUGCUGUGGAUCUCGGCACAGACAUGCUGGAGUUGGACUGUCAUAUGACAAAAGAUGAACAGGUAGUGGUUUCACAUGACGGCAACUUGCAGAGGGCCUGUGGCAUCAACGCCAACAUCUCCGACGUGCCCUAUGCUGAACUCCCUCCGUACCUCUGCAAGCUUGGUGUAACAUUUCAGAGAGAGUGUUUCUGCGAGGGAGGAGAGGACAAACGCAUGCCUCUCCUCAGGGACGUGUUUGAUGCCUUUCCUCAUACCCCUGUCAACAUUGACAUCAAGGUCAACAAUGACACACUUAUCAAGAAGGUCUCUGAGCUGGUUGUUAAGUAUGACAGAGAGCAUCUGACCGUCUGGGGCAACGCCAGCAACCAGAUUGUCAAAAAGUGUUACAAAGAGAACCCACAAAUUCCAGUGUUAUUCAGCUUUCCCAGAGUAUUGCAGCUGUUAGGCCUCUUCUACACCGGCCUCCUGCCCUUUUUUCCCCUAAAGGAGCAGUUCCUGGAGAUCCCAAUGCCCUCCAUUAUCACCAAACUAAGGGAUCCUGACAGAUUGACUAGGAGUCACCGAAUUAUCGCCUGGUUGGCAGACACUUUGCUCAUGAGGAAAGCUCUUUUUGAUCAUUUAACUGCCAGGGGAAUACAGGUGUACAUUUGGGUGCUGAAUGACGACGAGGACUUCCAGAGGGCAUUUGACUUGGGAGCCACAGGAGUUAUGACAGAUUUUCCCACCAGGCUUAAAGACUUCAUGGACAGGAAUGGCAUUUCUAAGCCAGAGUGACCUGCCAAAUCUACCUCACCCUGCGGCCCGCCUCACCAGUGAUUAUCCUUCAAGCUGACUGACCUGCCAAACCAGCCCCCCACACGAACCCACUUUUACUGCAUGCAUUCCAGCAGGGCUCCUCUCACACUGUUUUACAAUCAGUAGGGAUCUCCAACAUGCUCUGCACCCACAGAAUUAUAUGAGGCACCAGUUCUGUUGGUAAUACAAACUUUGUCUGCUCUUUCAGUCACAUAAACGACUCAUGACGGUACUUGCUAUGGAUUACUAUCCGUGUUGAGUUGUGCUCCUUGUUCCUCGCUCCACACACCAAAAUGCACACAAUACGGGUAUUGCACACCCAUUUAAAACCACACAAUAUUUUUUUAAAAAUGGGACAAAAUGGCCAUUGAAAUAUUGCGCUUGCAAGUCUUACCGGUCUUGAAUUUUAUAAUAGAUUCAACU